Lactuca virosa is the source of this 981-nucleotide messenger RNA. NCBI's taxonomy places the organism in Eukaryota, Viridiplantae, Streptophyta, Magnoliopsida, Asterales, Asteraceae. The record is from the annotation of a GenBank genome assembly.
AUGUUGUCCGGAUUAAACGCAAUGAGGAAUCCAGCACAAUCCUGCUUCCGAGUUAUACCCGAUUAUAAAGCCUUGGCCAUUUCGAGGUCUUAUCAAUUGGUAUCAGAGCAACGAUUCUGGCAAAUCACUGUUUAUCGGAAUACUAUUCACGGUGUUGAGAUGGUGAACGUUGAUCGAAUCACUCGGCUGGAAACGGACUUGGCUAAACUCCACCAGGAUCUGAAAGACGACCGAGAGGCUAAUUCACAGCGGUUCAACCAGGUGAUGAAAGCUAUCACCGACUUGUCAGUUAAGUUAGGAGUUAAGUUAGAAAACUUGAACAACAAGGAAGAGGAAAAGAAGGUGGAUUCCAAGGGAUUCCAACAUAGAUCCAUUGAGGACUCUGAUGAGGAAAGCAAGGCAUCCGUAACAGAGAAGAGUAAGGGCAAGGAAGAAGAAGAAGAAGGAAACAAGAGCAAAUCUAGUAGUAAUUUCAAACAGGUUGACUUUUGGAAGAUCGAGAUGCCCAUAUUCAAUGGGGAAGACUCCCAUGGGUGGAUAUACCAGAUGGAACGCUACUAUGAUAUCCAAGGUACUAAACGCAUGAAACAACUUAAGAUAGCCUCUUGCAUGGUGGGAGUCACACUAGCUUGGUAUAGAUCAUAUGAAAAUCGAACAACUUUCAAGUCUAGGGUGACACUUAAACAAAGACUUUUAACAAGAUUUCAACCUUCGUAUAAGGGGACCUUCGAGAAGAUGGCGGGUCAUUUGGGCGAAUUUCCAAAACAGACCUUGGAAGGAACUUUCAUCAAAAGGCUAGAACCCUCACUCAAAUCAUCAGUAACGGCCAUGCAAUCCGUGGGUGUAACCAAUGCAAUGAGAUUAGCGGUUAUGAUCAAUGAAAACCGAGUUUAUGAGGAUAAGAUAGAAAAUUAUGGGGAGUUAGGAGACGAUCCACAAAUUCAACAAUAUUCAACUGAAGAACCAAUAUUUCCACCUUGA